AUGCAGACUCCGAUGACUGUGAUCCCAGCUUCCAUCUCUUGGCUGAGGGCCCAGGCCUCAUCCUGCUGGAACAACAUCACACCACUGCUCAUCUCUCUCUUACUGCUGGCCCUGCUGUUUGAUUAUGUGAUGUACAGGAAGAGAAGCAGUCGCUGUCCACCAGGACCCACCCCUCUGCCUUUCCUUGGGAAUUUGCUGACAGCGGAUUUCAGGCAUCCACAGACCACUCUCCAAUGUUGGAUGAAGAAGUAUGGAAUGGUAUUCUCAGCCCAGGCUGGAUGGCAGAGAUAUGUCGUACUGAAUGGGUUCAAGGUGAUAAAGGAGGCACUGGGAGCAAAAGCUGAGGAUUUUGUUGACCGGCCACAUCUACCGCUGUUGAGUCUAGCAGGAUACACAAAAAACUGUGGAGGACUAUUACUGGCAACGUGUAGCGCUGGCUGGAAGGAGCAGAGGAAAUUCUGUGUCUCCACCAUGAAAAACUUUGGGAUGGGGAAGAAAUCACUUGAACAGAAGAUAUCUGAAGAAGCUGGAUAUUUAUGUUCUGAAUUCAAAUCACAAGAAGGCUGUCCCUUUAACCCAAGUGAACUUAUGAACAAUGCAGUCGGCAAUAUUGUCUGCAUCCUAACAUUUGGUGACCGCUUUGACUACAAUGAUGUGACCUUCCUAAAGCUAAUGCAUUUGACUGAGGAUAUUAUGAAGACACUGACCAGAUGCAUGCCUCAGAUUCUUUCUAAAGUAUCUUGGUUGUCCUUUGUUCCUGGACCUCACCAGAAGAUAAGGAAACUCUAUAAUAAUAUUAGUGCCCUAAUAAAAGAAAUUGUGAAUGAACAUAAAAAAACAAGGGAUCCCACACUUGCAAGAGAUUUGAUUGACGCAUUUCUGGAGGAGAUGGAAAAGGUGAAAGGGAAUCCAGAGAGCAGUUUUAAUGAGCAAAAUCUUAUCAAACUUAUUUUUGACCUGUUUAUGGCUGGCACUGAAACAACUUCUUCUACCAUUCUCUGGGGGCUACUGAAUUUAGUCCUUCACCCUGAGGUCCAAAAAAAGGUCCAGGAAGAAAUUGAGGAAGUGCUUGGCAGGGACAGACCACCCAUGAUGGAGGACCAGACAAAUCUGCCUUAUACUAAUGCUGUGAUCCACGAAAUCCAGCGGUGUGCUGAUAUUGUACCUGUUGUACUUCCUUAUGUAAUACACCAAGAUGUUCAAAUUGACAAGUUUGUCAUCCCUAAGGAGACUGUAAUCCUCAAUCACUUGUCUUCUUUGCUGAAAGAUGAAACCAUGUGGGAGAAGCCUCACCAGUUUUACCCUGAGCACUUCCUAGAUGCCAAUGGGCAGUUUGUCAAGAGAGAGGCCUUCCUCCCUUUCUCUACAGGUCGCCAUUCCUGUCCUGGAGAACCACUGGUUAGAAUGGAGCUCUUCAUCUUCUUCACCAGCCUCCUGCAGCGUUUCACUUUCUGCAUUCCUGAGAACCAUCCCAGACCCAAAGAAGACAGGGUCUUUGCUCUCACAGUCGCUCCACCCCCUUUCGAUAUCUGUGCCAUCCCUAGAUAA
Messenger RNA from Euleptes europaea (tarantolino), 1548 nucleotides. RefSeq names its product cytochrome P450 2D14-like. The transcript is spliced from 9 exons. Gene Ontology annotation, cellular component: cytoplasm; intracellular membrane-bounded organelle. Bases 1 to 1548 code for a protein of 515 amino acids. Gene Ontology annotation, biological process: xenobiotic metabolic process; arachidonate metabolic process. NCBI's taxonomy places the organism in Eukaryota, Metazoa, Chordata, Lepidosauria, Squamata, Sphaerodactylidae. The record is from RefSeq and is a predicted model, not a curated record. Gene Ontology annotation, molecular function: heme binding; iron ion binding; oxidoreductase activity, acting on paired donors, with incorporation or reduction of molecular oxygen, reduced flavin or flavoprotein as one donor, and incorporation of one atom of oxygen.